AUGGUGGUCUACAGCUUCUACAUAUUCGACCGGCAUACGGAAUGUAUCUACUCCCGACUCUGGGCCCGUCAACAGUCCGACCGCCCUAUCUCGACAUCGAGCACCAACUCCAACAACACCACCACAGCCCUCGCCCCCGACCAUGGACCAGCGCGGGCACGCCCUCCCCGUCUCUCGGCGCAGGAUGAUGCCAAACUCAUCUUCGGCACGAUCUUCUCGCUGCGCAACAUGGUGCGCAAGUUAGGGGGCCAGGACGACAGCUUCAUCUCGUAUCGGACGGGCCAGUAUAAGCUGCAUUACUACGAGACGCCAACGAGCAUCAAGUUUGUGAUGUUGACAGAUACACAGACGUUGAAUAUGCGGAAUGUGCUGCACCAAAUUUACGUCAAUCUUUAUGUGGAGUUUGUGGUUAAGAACCCGUUAAGUCCAGUUGAGCAUCCUGGGGGUGUGGGAGUUGCGAACGAGUUGUUCGAGCUGGCUCUGGACCAGUUCGUAAAGGGGGUGCUCUAA
Messenger RNA from Drepanopeziza brunnea f. sp. 'multigermtubi' MB_m1, 510 nucleotides. RefSeq lists its product as uncharacterized. The record is from RefSeq and is a predicted model, not a curated record. Gene Ontology annotation, cellular component: TRAPP complex. Gene Ontology annotation, biological process: endoplasmic reticulum to Golgi vesicle-mediated transport. NCBI's taxonomy places the organism in Eukaryota, Fungi, Ascomycota, Leotiomycetes, Helotiales, Drepanopezizaceae.